This is a messenger RNA of Balearica regulorum gibbericeps (East African grey crowned-crane), 1728 nucleotides long. The record is from RefSeq and is a predicted model, not a curated record. Lineage: Eukaryota; Metazoa; Chordata; Aves; Gruiformes; Gruidae.
AUGGCUCAGGGCGCCUGGGCCAGCAUGCUCUUCCACAACCGCAAGACCCAGCUCCUGCUGGUCAACUCCCUGACGUUCGGCCUGGAGGUCUGCCUGGCUGCAGGGAUAACCUACGUGCCCCCGCUGCUGCUGGAAGUGGGCGUGGAGGAGAAGUUCAUGACCAUGGUUUUGGGGAUAGGACCUGUCCUUGGCUUGGUUUUUGUCCCGCUGAUUGGAUCCGCCAGUGACCACUGGCACAGCAGCUACGGCCGAAGGCGGCCUUUCAUCUGGAUGCUUUGCCUGGGAGUCCUGCUGAGCCUCUUCGUUAUCCCGCACGCCAGCAGCCUGGCCAGCCUAUUUGCCCUCAACACUCGCCCGCUGGAGAUCGCCUUCCUCAUCCUGGGCAUCGGGUUGCUGGAUUUCUGCGGCCAGGUCUGCUUCACCCCGCUGGAGGCUCUGCUCUCAGACCUCUUCCAGGAGCCAGACAACUGCCGCCAGGCCUUCUCUUUGUAUGCCUUUAUGAUCAGCCUGGGGGGCUGCAUUGGCUACCUGCUUCCAGCCAUUGACUGGGGCGGCAGCUUUCUGGCCCCGUACUUGGGAGGGCAGGAGACGUGCCUCUUCAGCCUCCUCGCCAUCAUCUUCCUCGGCUGUGUGCUGGCCACGCUCUUUGUGACAGAGGAGGCAGCCGCCCAGGGAGAUGUCCUGGAUGGCCCAGCGCUGAAGGAUGCUCCCCCCAAGCCCUCAGCUCCUGCCUGCUGCUCUUGCCAGCUCUCCAGGAGCUCAUGUCUCCUGCAGGCCAGGCACAUGGUGCAGGCCCUCAGAAACCUCUGCACGCUGGUGCCACGGCUUCACAGCCUCUACUGCCGCAUCCCCAAGGUCAUCCGGCGCCUGUUCGUGGCCGAGCUCUGCAGCUGGAUGGCACUCAUGACUUUCAUGCUGUUCUACACAGACUUUGUUGGGGAAGGGCUGUACCACGGCGUCCCCAGAGCCAAGCCAGGCACGGAUGCCAGACGCCACUACGAUGAAGGUGUCCGGAUGGGUAGUUUGGGCCUCUUCCUCCAAUGCGUCACAUCCAUCUUCUUUUCGACAAUCAUGGACCGGAUGGUGAAGCAGUUUGGGACGCGGGCGGUCUAUCUGGCCAGCGUGGUGUUCUUCCCCGUGGCUGCCUUCGUCAUGUGCCUUUCCCACAGUGUCAUCGUUGUUACCAUCUCGGCUGCUCUGACGGGCUUCACCUUCUCUGCACUCCAGAUCCUGCCAUACACGCUGGCAUCACUGUAUCAUCACGAAAAACAGGUAUUUUUGCAUAAAUAUAAGAGCAAAGAGGAGGAAGAUGCAGCUCGAUUGGACAAGAAAUCAGCCUUCUCUAAAGGCCUCCUUUCCAGCCAGAAGCUGCCUUACCAGAAUGGACAUGCUGGGAGCCUCUUCUCUUCUUCCUCCUCUUCCUCCUCUCCUCCAGCUGCCAGCUCAGCUCUGUGCGUCAGCUCCUCCUGCGACGUCUCGCUCAUGAUGAUGGUGGGAGAAUCGGACUCUGUGGCUCCUGGCCGAGGGAUCUGCUUGGACCUGGCUAUUUUGGACAGUGCUUUCCUCCUCUCUCAGGUUGUCCCCUCCCUCUUCAUGGGGUCCAUCGUCCAGUUUACGCAGUCAGUGACUGCCUACAUGGUGUCGGCUGCCGGCUUUGGCCUGGUAGCCAUUUACUUUGCAACCAAAGUUGUCUUUGAUAAGAGUGACAUGGCGAAGUACUCGGUGUGA